Grus americana (Whooping crane) is the source of this 2657-nucleotide messenger RNA. RefSeq names its product gastrula zinc finger protein XlCGF26.1-like. The transcript is spliced from 5 exons. Lineage: Eukaryota; Metazoa; Chordata; Aves; Gruiformes; Gruidae. The record is from RefSeq and is a predicted model, not a curated record. Gene Ontology annotation, cellular component: nucleus. Gene Ontology annotation, biological process: regulation of DNA-templated transcription. The coding region runs from base 68 to 2335 and encodes 755 amino acids.
UGUGGCUCCGCCGGCGCCAUCGCGGUGCUCCGUGCCGGGGCCCUCCCGCCAGCGGCCCCGGGCAGAGAUGCAGCGGGGUGCGGUGACGUUUGAAGACGUGGCCAUCUACUUCUCCCCCGAGGAGUGGGCAGAGCUGGCGGCAUGGCAGCGGGAGCUCUACCAAGAGGUGAUGCUGGACAACUAUGACCUGGUUGCCAGCCUGGGCCCCGAGUCCAAGCUCAUCUGCAAAAUGGAGCCUGGGGAGGAGUCGCGCGGGGGGGCCCCCUGUGGCAGGGGGGACGACAGAGCUCUCGACGCCUCUGGCACCUCUGCCUGGGACGGGACGGCCAGCGAGGACCUGUCUGAGGAUGACGACGGGGGACGCUGGGUCCCGUGCGCAUCACCGGCCGGGGCGGCAGAGGAUUUGGGGUACCCCGUGCUCUGCUCUGGCUGGUGCGAUGCGGAGCCGGGGGCCUGGGCUGGGGACACCCCCCGGGAGCUCCCGGGGUGGCAGCGGGGGGAGCGGCCGCUGGAGGAGCCCAUGGCAGGGGGCAGGGGGCUCCUCAUCUGCGGCGCCUGUGGGCAGACCUUCGAGGACGAGGCCGGGCUGAGCGCGCACCAGGGCAAGCACCUGCGCCCGGCGCCCUCCUACCAGUGCGGUGCCUGCGGCAAGGCUUUCCACCACCGCCGCAACCUCCUGACGCACAAGAAGCACCGGGGCCGGCGCCGGCACGCCUGCACAGAGUGCAGCAGGACCUUCUGCUUGAAAGGGGACCUGCUGCGGCACCGGGCGAGCCACGGCGGCGAGGGCGGCUACACCUGCCCGCUCUGCGGGGACAGCUUCCGCCACAAGCGCGACCUGCAGGUGCACCGCAAGGAGCACGCCGGUGCCGCGCGCCGCCAGUGCCCCGAGUGCGAGAAGCACUUUGAGGACGAGGCCAGCCUGAGCCGGCACCGGGCCACUCACUGCGAGGAGAGACCCUUCCUCUGUGGGCGCUGCGACCGCAGCUUCAGCUGGAAGGAGAGCCUGAUCAUCCACCAGCGCAGCCACGCGCAGGAGCGCUCCCACAAGUGCCCCGACUGCGGCCGCAGCUUCAGCCGCAGCGGGAACCUGCUGGUGCACCAGCGCGUGCACACGGGCGAGCGGCCCUUCGCCUGCCCCCAGUGCGACAAGUCCUUCUGCAACAAGGCCAACCUCAUCACGCACAAGAAACUCCACCGGCGCUACAAGACCUUCGCCUGCUCCCAGUGCCGGCUGGGCUUCAGCUCCAAGAGCAAACUGCUGCUGCACCAGCGGGCCCAUGCCGCCGAGCGUCCCUUUGCCUGCAGCGAGUGUGGGAAGAGCUUCCAGCACCGAGGGAACCUGAUCACCCACCUGCGGGUGCACACGGGGGAAAAGCCCUUCGCAUGCACCGUCUGCGGCAAGAGCUUCAGCCAGAAGGGCGACCUGAUGCGGCACCAGCGCAUCCACACGGGUGAGAAGCCAUUUGAGUGCACCGUCUGCGGCAAGAGCUUCUGCUCCAAGCAGACCUUCAUCCUGCACCAGCGCAUCCACACUGGCGAGAAGCCCUUCUCCUGCACCGAGUGCGGCAAGAGCUUCAACCGCAAGGCCAACUUCAUCACCCACCAGAAGAUCCACCGCGGCGAGCGCCCCUUCAUCUGUGCCGAGUGUGGCAAGGGCUUUUGCGCCAAGAAGACCUUCAUCCUCCACCAGAAGAUCCACAUCGGUGACCGGCCCUUCGGCUGCUCCGAGUGCGGCAAGAGCUUCAGCCGCAAUGGUGACCUGACGCGGCACCAGCGCAUCCACACCGGUGAGCGCCCCUUCGCCUGCACCGACUGUGGCAAGUGCUUCAGCCACAAUGGCGAGCUGAUCAAGCACCAGCGCAUCCACACUGGCGAGAAGCCCUUCACCUGCACCGAGUGUGGCAAGAGCUUCAACCGCAAGGGCACACUCAUCACCCACCAGCGCAUCCACACUGGCGAGCGCCCCUUCAUCUGCCCCGAGUGCGGCAAGACCUUCAACCUGAAGACCACGCUGAUGAAGCACAAGCGCAUCCACACGGGCGAGCGUCCCUUCACCUGCCUGGAGUGCGGGAAGAGCUUCAAGUACAAGGGCAACCUGCGGACCCACCACCUCACCCACACGGUGGAGCGGGUUUAUCCCUGCACUGAGUGCGGCAAGAUCUUCAGCCACAAGAAGGAGCUGACGGUGCACCAGGGCGUGCACACGGAGGAGAGGAUCCUCUCCUGCUACCAGGAGGGAGAGUCCUUCAACCCCUUCCUCCCCAUGCACCCGCUCCUCAUGUCCUGCACCCAGCUCCCGGUGCCACUGGAAGCCUUGGCCAAGUAUAAGUAGGAGAGCUGGUGGCAGCAGGGAGAGCCCAGUGUCCUGCCUGUGGCACGUCCUUGCAGCUGAAGCGGCGAGAGGAACGAGACCAUCGUUACAACCUUAGACCUGCUGCGGGGCUGGUGGCGGAUCGGGGCCAGUGGUUGUUGGGCACCACGGUGGAGCCCCGGGACCCUGGGGAGGAGGUGGCAGCCGGGGUGGGAGCAGGGAUGCUGCCAGACUGCGGCAGCACUGGAGAAUCCGCCCCGCUCUGGCUGGGGCCAGUGGCACCUCGCGAGGACACACGGUUGGGCUGGGACCCAGAAAAAAAAUAACAGAGAGGAAAAUAAAA